Messenger RNA from Asparagus officinalis (garden asparagus), 1572 nucleotides. RefSeq lists its product as uncharacterized. NCBI's taxonomy places the organism in Eukaryota, Viridiplantae, Streptophyta, Magnoliopsida, Asparagales, Asparagaceae. The transcript has 2 exons. The record is from RefSeq and is a predicted model, not a curated record. Bases 257 to 1264 code for a protein of 335 amino acids.
CAAGCUUUCGUUAAUCAAAGAAGGUGUUUUUUCUAUGGGGAUUCAUAUAAUCUAGCUAAAAUUUGCAAGAUGGAAGAUAUUGUUUGCUUCAAGUGUAAUAGUCUGGGUCAUAAGGCUCAUGACUGCCCCCACAUCCACCAGGGAGACGCUGAUUGUUAGGCUUCCUCCGGCGAUCAAAGAUCACAUUGAGGAUCUCUCUUCCUUUGCCAUUUUCUAUGUGCACAGGGGUUAGCCUUUUCUCUCGGAUCUUAAGGAGAUGCUUUCCUUCAAGUUUAAUAUCCGAGGGUGGACCCAUAGAGUUUCUAGGGCUUCAGGCAACAGCUUCCUUGCCCAAUUCCCAGAUGUGAAUAUGAUUGAGCAGGCAGAGGAUAUGAAGCUGGUUGAUAUUGAGGAUUUCAAAAGUCGGUUUCUUCGUUGGAGAGAGGACUUUGGUCUUAAGGUUCUUCCCAAGCCUGUUCUUACUUUGGUCAGGAUCUCUCAUCUGCCAUACUACCUCUGGGAUUGGGAAUUUCUUCUAAUUCUUUUUAAAGAUGUGGGUGAAUGCAUUACAUGUUCGGAUGAUGUUGCUUUUAGUACUCAUUUUUCGAGUUGCAAGGUUCUCAUCGAAGUGAGAGAUGUCUUUAUUAUUCCUAGAGAAAUUCGAUUUCGGUGUCACUCCCCUUUUGAUAACAGUCUACUUGAGGGAUAUGCUACAUUGGAGGUCAUAGGUAAACCAGUGAAGGGGAAGGAUUUUCAUGACAGGGUGGAAAUUCGUGAGCAUGAGUUGAAGUGGGAAGGAGAACGGUCCUCUUUUUCAGGAUGGGUUGAUAGGGUGCUGGAGGUAGAAGUUGUCCAGCCUCCUAUUGACCAUGGUAAGCGACAGUCGGUUGCCGAGGAGGAGGAUCGUAAUAAGGGCAAGUUUGUAAUUUCUAAAAUUUCAUAUUCUACAGGCACGGUAUCUAAGGCAUCUUCAAUGGAAUCUUCAGAUUCUCUGGGUAAUCCCAGGAACAAGAUUAUGUCUCUCCCUCCUAUUUCUUCGCAUCAAGCGGUUCAUUCUUCUCCUGACUUAUUAAGGUAUUUUGGAACGACAAUCCUAUUAUGGUGGAGCGUAAUCAGUGGGAAGGAUUUAUUCGUGCUCAAGGUGUGGGUAGGUCUUCCUUGCUACAUCAGCAUACUAAUCCAAUUGGGAAUCUUCCUUGUGGAUCAUCUUCUUACUCAAUUAGUGAGUCUGUUAAAGCUGGGUCUAACUCAGUUUUCUUCCCCUUGGUUUCGAACAAUUUGCUAAGUCCAGAAAGAAGAAGUUGAUUGGGUAAGCGAGGCUAGUUAGUAAGCCCUCAGUGCGAAGAAAUAUCAUAUGCAUUUGACAGCUUAUCGUUUUCGGGUUUUCUCGUCCAAAGGGUAUGAUCUGUUUCAUAUGAUGACCUCAAAGGGUCAAUUUCUUGGGGAUAAGAAUUAUCGUUUAUUAUGGACCAUCCUCUUCCUUAUUUUGUGCUGGUGUUUAUGGAGAGAAAAAAACAACAAGGUUUUUAAUGAUGAAUUACGCUCGUCCUCUAAGCUGGCUGCUAAUAUAGCCUUUUUCUUGUUAUUCUGGAU